AUGACCAAAGCAGUUGAAUACCUGGAGGAGAGGAGAAUCAGGGAUCUCGUGAAGAAGCACUCAGAGUUCAUUAGCUAUCCCAUUUAUCUUUGGACUGAGAAGACAACUGAGAAGGAAAUUACCGAUGACAAGGAUGAUGAGCCAAAGAAAGAGGAGGAGGGUGAUAUCGAGGAGUUGGGCAUUCAUGAGGACAACCAAAACCGGACUAAAUUGGCCGACCUACUUAGGUACCAUUCAACCAAGAGUGGCGACGAAUUGACUAGCCUGAAGGAUUAUGUGACCAUGAUGAAGGAGGGGCAAAAUGAUAUCUACUACAUUACUGGUGAGAGGAAGAAAGCUGUAGAGAAAUCGUGA
Messenger RNA from Fraxinus pennsylvanica, 354 nucleotides. The record is from the annotation of a GenBank genome assembly. NCBI's taxonomy places the organism in Eukaryota, Viridiplantae, Streptophyta, Magnoliopsida, Lamiales, Oleaceae.